Fundulus heteroclitus (mummichog) is the source of this 2285-nucleotide messenger RNA. It is a transcript of the gene prkacaa, whose product is annotated as protein kinase, cAMP-dependent, catalytic, alpha, genome duplicate a. Gene Ontology annotation, cellular component: nucleus; cAMP-dependent protein kinase complex. Gene Ontology annotation, molecular function: protein kinase A regulatory subunit binding; ATP binding; cAMP-dependent protein kinase activity. The transcript has 10 exons. The record is from RefSeq and is a predicted model, not a curated record. Gene Ontology annotation, biological process: peptidyl-serine phosphorylation. The coding region runs from base 840 to 1895 and encodes 351 amino acids. Lineage: Eukaryota; Metazoa; Chordata; Actinopteri; Cyprinodontiformes; Fundulidae.
CCAAUCAGAGGCGAGGGGAGGCGGGACCAGGUGGAUGGAUGACUGGAGUUUCCCUUGCGGUCUCAAGAUUAAUGGAAGAGGUCUGUUGAUCUGAAGAAUCGACUAUCAGGUGGUCGGUCCCAGGAUUUCGCUGCGCUUCACGGCUGCUCGAGGAACGAAUGGAAACAUAUCGGUUUAUAUAACCGACUACGGGGGGAAAACCGGGUCAGCGAGAAGCAGAUUGUGCCACCCAGAUAUCAACUGGCAAGGCCUGAGACGGCACCUGGUUCGCUAAGGCCAGGCUCUGACUGCACGGACCGCCAAAUGCUAACGUUAGCUUGCUAGUUAAAAACACACCAAAAAAAAAAAAAAAAAAACACCUUUCGACGAUUUGCAUCCGCACCGGAUAUUGGAGGAAACCGGGCGGCCCCUGGAAUAAAGGAGAAGAGGAGUGACACCCGCGGGGGCUCGUCGGCAAUCUGUCGGAGACAUUUUUUUGCGAGCGAGCGAACGUCAGUAAACUGAUAUCCGCCGACUUAGCCCCGCGAGGCUAACGCGCUAGCCUAGCUAACCUCGUCGGUCAGUGGUUUUAGCCGCGGACUUGGAGCCGCUCGCUUUGGCUCGAGGUUUUUCUCCCCCCCCUCCACUCCCCUUUCUCUCCCCCCGAAACCGACGAACGCUAAACUGCCGGGAGGAAAGUUUUCAUCGCAUUCGUUUCCCGAGGAUGGUCGCUGUCAGCUAGGAGCCCGGCUGUCAACUUCAGUGAGUCCCGGCGACUCGGUUAGCAGGCGAGCCAUAACUAAGCGACUUCUAAGAAAAAGUCCUUCGGAGCCAAGAGACCCCACCAUCGGGCUGCAGUCAUGGGCAACACGCCCACCGCCAAGAAGGGCAAUGAAAUGGAGAGUGUGAAAGAGUUUCUUGCCAAAGCCAAAGAAGAUUUCCUGAAAAAAUGGGAGAAUCCAGCAAUGCAAACCGCGGCGUUGGAUCACUUCGAACGCUUGAAGACCUUAGGCACCGGCUCCUUUGGCCGCGUCAUGUUGGUUAAACACAAAGAGUCAGGCCAGCAUUUUGCCAUGAAGAUACUUGACAAACAAAAGGUAGUGAAACUGAAGCAGAUAGAACACACGCUGAACGAGAAACGUAUCCUGCAAGCUGUCAAUUUCCCCUUCCUGGUGCGACUGGAGCACUCGUUUAAGGAUAACAGUAAUCUGUAUAUGGUGAUGGAGUAUGUGCCUGGGGGGGAAAUGUUCUCACAUUUAAGGAGGAUUGGUAGAUUUAGUGAACCGCACGCCCGCUUCUACGCAGCCCAGAUUGUACUGACCUUUGAAUACCUUCACUCCUUGGAUCUCAUCUACCGGGAUCUGAAGCCAGAGAACCUCCUGAUUGAUCAGCAAGGUUACAUACAGGUAACAGAUUUUGGAUUUGCAAAAAGAGUGAAAGGCCGAACCUGGACGCUUUGUGGGACUCCAGAGUAUCUGGCACCAGAAAUCAUCCUCAGUAAAGGUUACAAUAAGGCGGUGGACUGGUGGGCUCUGGGGGUUCUGAUAUACGAGAUGGCCGCUGGUUAUCCUCCGUUCUUCGCAGACCAGCCCAUUCAGAUUUAUGAAAAGAUUGUAUCGGGGAAGGUUCGUUUCCCAUCCCACUUCAGCUCAGACCUGAAGGAUAUGUUGAGAAAUUUGCUGCAGGUGGACCUGACCAAGCGCUUCGGCAACCUCAGGAACGGAGUCAACGACAUCAAGGGUCACAAGUGGUUUGCCACCACAGACUGGAUUGCCAUCUACCAGAGAAAGGUGGAAGCUCCUUUUAUCCCAAAGUGCAAAGGACCCGGCGACACGAGCAACUUCGACGACUACGAAGAGGAGGAAAUCCGAGUUUCCAUCACAGAGAAGUGUACAAAGGAGUUUGCAGAGUUUUAGAUUCCAACCACGAGUAGCAGAGUGAGGGACAGAGAUUUAGAAGGUAAAAGGGGAUCUGGAUACAGGAAACGCUAGGUUGGACUGACAACUUGCUCAUUUGUAAUGAGGAAAACAAUGUAAAAUCACCCUCACUACCCCUAACCCCCCCCCCCACACACACACACACACACAAAAAUUGGUAAGCUAGGCAAAGCGAAGAAAGAUCUACAGAACCAGCAGUGUUGCCUUUUCUGAUUGUUUCUCAACUGUUUUGCUCUUCAUGUAUUUAUCCCUCUUGCGUUUGUGACGGGGUCUGGACAAGAACAGGCGUAGUUCUGUUGCUCCUCAGCUACAGUUGUAUCUUUCUGGUGGCGUAAUGACACAUUUUCGGUCUUUUGAAGGCGGAGGCGC